AUGCUGCACCCAGCUCUUGAAAGGAUGCACUUAUACGAGGCAACUUUAUACCUCUGUCACGAUUUCAGAACGUCAACUCCAACUGUUAUGCAGUCGUACGCAUUCUUCGCUUAG
Trichoderma gamsii is the source of this 114-nucleotide messenger RNA. RefSeq lists its product as hypothetical. Bases 1 to 114 code for a protein of 37 amino acids. The record is from RefSeq and is a predicted model, not a curated record. Lineage: Eukaryota; Fungi; Ascomycota; Sordariomycetes; Hypocreales; Hypocreaceae. The transcript has 2 exons.